CCUUUGUCCUGUGAACGUUGUAGCGUCAGCAACAGUUGUACUCACUGAAUGUUGCCCCUCCCCCUUGGUUAUGUGAAGUUACUUUGGGACUCUCUUCCGUUCUUUAACGUUCUUACCCCCAAGUGCUCUAUAGAGGGUCUUGCACCUUUCUUCAGGGAUAAUUAGUUUCUUCUGAUUGAGUUCUGGCACCCAUUUCAAGUAAUUACUUCCCCAGUACGGUGCGUGUGUGUAGUAAUCCUGAACUCUGCUGUCUACAUUGCUGCCAUAGAGAAUGAGCAGUGGAAAACGGAAAGAGGAAGCACAGCUGGCCAACGGGGGAGUGAAACAGCUGCCCGUGUGGAGCAAAGCACUGAAGACUAACUCUGUUUGGGAUGACAAGGAUGAAUUCUUGGAUGUUAUAUAUUGGCUUCGACAAAUAAUCGCAGUUGUUUUUGGGGUCAUCUGGGGCAUCGUACCACUGACAGGAUUUCUAGGAAUAGCAAUAUUCUGUGUACUCAAUGCAGGAAUCCUGUACCUGUACUUCAGUAGUUUCCAACAGAUAGAUGAAGAGGAGUAUGGAGGAACAUGGGAACUCACCAAAGAAGGAUUCAUGACAUCUUUUGCACUUUUUUUGGUCGUAUGGGUAAUCUUCUACACUGCCAUCCACUUUGAAUAAUGAGGAAUCAUUUGUGCAUUUUUAAUGAACAAAACUUUUGAAUAAAAAGUAGACUAAACAUCAGGAAAAUUCUGCAAAGUAUAACAUUUCAUACCAGCAGAAAUUAAGGGCAAUUGAAAAUUUUCAGGAACCGAGAUGGAUAUUCCUGUCACUUUAAACAGAAGCCGCUUCCAAUUUUUUCCUUUAUGGAAAACAAAGAUGACUAUACUUGAACUGUUCGAAAGCCAUGGAAGUUUUUCACAGCACAGGCAUGUUUUACAGCCUUCACAUUUGGAAAUGAUCCCUAUACUGCCUGUUAACAGUUGUUAAAGCUGCAAGUAAUUCUUUUAAUUUAGCAAGUGUUAUGUGUUGAUGUUUCUUUAUAAUUUAUUAACUUUGUCUUCCCUGAAACUUACAUGCCAUCAUGGCUUCACCAGCCAUGUUAAGGAGCUCAGCAUGUUUUCAUUUUCUGUACAGGUGGAGAUGGUCGCCAUUGUCCUUGGUCUUGUGCGAAGUUGUACUCAUUUUAAUUGUGUAAUGGAACUACCAUAUGGUUUUACAUACUUUGGUAUUUAGUUAAACGUCAAGCUAAAACAAAGUCCUUUUAACAAAUGUUGUUAGUCUUUUUCUACAGUUCUUUUCUUCUUUCAGUAUUGUUUGCACAUGUUGCUACAGUAUCAUGAUUGAACCUAGAAUAUUAAGGAUAUGCUAAUUUGGAAUAGUGAUGUACCAGGAUACUUCCUAGGGGAAAAAUGCUGCUAAGAUGACACUGAAGUAUAAUGCGUGGUACCUUGCUAAAUAUGUUGUAAGCUUCCCACAGUGGCAGCAUUUUGCAUCUUGACACACAUUUGAAGAGUGAGACAUUUACUUUUCCACCACAUAUUUGAAGCACUUCAAAUUAUGAUCAAUAUAUAUUUUGAGACAAAUGUCUCGGUAACAGCUUAGUAUAGUAAUAUUAUUCUUUUUUUUUUUGGGGGGGGGGGGUUAUGUAAUCAAGCAUAUUGUCUAGGUUUUCAUGAGGUAAAGACAACCUAGUGUGAAACAGCAUGGACUGGUAAUAGAAUGAAUGUUUUAUCACUUUUUGAUGACCACGAUAAUCUAAAGUCACUAUGUACCUGAUUGCAUUGUUUUUGUAUUAUGUUCAUUUUCAUCUCUUUUCUGAUUUUCCUGUUUCUAUAGCUUGAAGUUUAAACCAUGGCUUGUUUCUUACAUGGAUCUACACUACCACUGUUGUUUACUGUGAUUAUGAGAUAUUCGAACAUACCGAAACAGUGUUUCAUCAAUUAUAUCAUAUCGUACUUCA
Protopterus annectens (West African lungfish) is the source of this 1937-nucleotide messenger RNA. RefSeq names its product RAB5 interacting factor (gene RAB5IF). Bases 272 to 655 code for a protein of 127 amino acids. The record is from RefSeq and is a predicted model, not a curated record. Gene Ontology annotation, biological process: mitochondrial respirasome assembly. Lineage: Eukaryota; Metazoa; Chordata; Ceratodontiformes; Protopteridae. The transcript has 4 exons.